AUUGAACAAAUAUUUCAGGGUGAACAUAGAUCAGUAAUAAUUAAAUAUGUACCACUGUAUCAUAAAAUACUGCAGUGUUUAACAAGAGGUCCGUCAUUGCAACAUGUGAUGAUACUAAAUUUUGUGGCCGCUCUUUUGUAUAUUGAUGCAGACGAGGGACCGACGCAAAAAAAAGCUUUAUCUAUUCAUGCACAAAAUAUGAUAAGGGCCAGCGGUUGUCUCUCAGCAAUGUGCGAUCUCUUUGUGGCUUGUAUGAUGGUAAUGGUUAUAAUAAUUAAAUAUCCAGAUAUUUAUGGUAUCUCACUAAUAAAUUGUAACAACUUAAACAAUUUCACGGAAAAGCACCAAGAAACGUGGCGGGCGUUGUGCCGCAGUCUCGCGGAAGUGUGUCGUGGCUCCGUCAUCAAUCAGAAUUUUUGUGCGCACCUCGUUCCAUUGGUAUGUUUAUAUAUAAAAUGUCACCUUGACUGACUGACUGGACUGUCAACGCUUACUCAAUGUAUCAGGCAACCCACUAAGAUGUAAGU
Molecule: messenger RNA, 527 nt
Organism: Zerene cesonia (dogface butterfly)
Lineage: Eukaryota; Metazoa; Arthropoda; Insecta; Lepidoptera; Pieridae
Exons: 2
Source: RefSeq, a predicted model, not a curated record